AUGUUGACCCAGCACCUAGACCACCAAGCCGUGGCUGUGCUAACAUGGCGGACGUUCGAAGCGGGAAAGGACCGCCUGUGGACGGCGUUGAACAUCCCGGAUGACGUCAACGCUGCCAUUGGGCUGUACAACUCGUCCAACGUGGACAGCAAGGCGUGCGACACCCCCGGCGCCAACUUCCCCGACGUCUCGACCUCGGCGUGGCCACCGGACCAAGGACACUUGGUGAAAGCUGCCCAAGUGAACCCAGCCCUGGUCACGAGCAACGUGUACCACAAGCUCCAAGUGAGUGCCGGACGCGACGCGUAUGCAGAUUUGGGCCUCAUCGACGGCAAGGAAUCUCUCCACUGA
Messenger RNA from Aphanomyces invadans, 351 nucleotides. RefSeq lists its product as hypothetical. The record is from RefSeq and is a predicted model, not a curated record. The transcript is spliced from 3 exons. The coding region runs from base 1 to 351 and encodes 116 amino acids. Lineage: Eukaryota; Oomycota; Saprolegniomycetes; Saprolegniales; Verrucalvaceae.